AACCCCAAUUGACCGCAAGGUGCCUGGAGCGAUGGCGGUGAUCACCUUCACACCGCUGUAUGGCGUGCACUCCAGCGCGCCCUGCUGUGCGUAUCUGCUGGAGGUGGACGAGGUAUGCAUUCUACUGGACUGUGGCUGGACGGACGCGUACGAUGUGGAGCUGCUCAAGCCUCUGCAGCGCGUAGUGGACCGCAUCGACCUGGUGCUGGUGUCGCAUCUGGACUUGGCGCACAUGGGGGCGCUGCCCUACGCUAUGGGCAAAUUGGGGCUCAAUGCACCCGUGUACGGCACGUUACCUGUGCACCGUAUGGGGCAGAUUGCGCUGUACGACGCGUUCCAGGCCAAGACAAAACACGACAGCGACUUUUCACUCUUCUCGCUGGACGAUGUGGAUCUGGUCUUCGAGCGGUUUAAGCAGCUGAAAUACUCGGAAAAGUUGACGCUCACAAGCAGUGGAGAGGGGAUCGUUAUCACGCCUCAUGUGGCCGGUCAUCUGAUUGGAGGUGCGCUCUGGAGGAUCAUGAAGGAGACGGACGAUAUUAUCUACGCGGUGGAUUACAAUCAUCGCUCGGAGCACGUGCUUCAGAAGACGAUUCUGGACUCGUUCACUCGCCCAACGCUGCUUAUUACCGAUUCCAUGAACCUCCAUGCGGAACAACCCAAGCUCAAGGACCGAGAUAGCAAGAUCAUGAUGGAGAUUUUGAAGACAGUCCGAAACGGUGGAAAUGUACUGAUCCCGACCGACAGCUCUGGUCGAGUACUUGAAUUGAUGCGAGUGUUGGAUCAGUACUGGAUCCAGAACAAGCUGCGUGACCCCAUUGCUUUGCUCCAUGAUAUGAGCUACUACACGCCCAAGGCUGCACAGGCAAUGCUGGAGUGGUGUAACGACCGAAUCGCGAAGAACUUCGACGUUGGUCGCCAGAACCCGUUCCAAUUCACACACAUUCAUUUGGUCCACACGUUGGAAGAACUGGACGCAUUGCCGAACCCCAAGGUGGUGUUGGCUACGUCUCCAAGUCUAGAAUGCGGCUUUGCAAAGGAUAUUUUCAUUCGCUGGGCUCCCGAUCCUCGAAACAGCAUCAUUUUCACGUCAACAACGCCAGGGACGUCGUUUGCAUCCCGUGUACUGAAGCUGUCGAAGGACCCAUCCGCUGAGAAAACUAUUUCAUGCACAGUGACGAAGAAGGUGUUCUUGGAAGGGGCAGAGCUUGCGCUUUAUGAAGUGAAGGAGCGAAAACGCCUUCGUACAGAGGCUGAGAACAAGGCGAAGGAGAUUGAAGAGGCUGCCAUGGAAGAUAUGAUGAUGGGAAUCGAAGACUUUGAAUCUGAGUCGGAAGAAGAGGAGACUACACAGCAAGAAGUUCAACUUCGAGGCACUUUUAAGGUCGGCCUUGGACAGUUCGCAUCGGUUCGGUAUCCCAUGUUCUUUGCCGUGGAGCCAAAGAUCGAGUGGGACGAAUACGGAGAGAUCAUCAACCCAGACGACUUCAAGGACGCUACGUUGCUGGCAAAUCGCCAGGCUCGUCGUAAUAUCAUUGAAGAUGCCGAUGGGGAUGAGGACAUGGAAAAUGCUGAUCAGGAGGCUGCAGUCGAGACUCGUCCUACCAAGACUAUCACGAACGAGGUCGUCGUCAACAUCGCUGCUCGUAUCACGCAAGUGGACUUUGACGGUGUUGCAGAUGGCCGAGCAAUUCGAAACUGUUUGGGCAAUGUCAAGCCUCGCAAACUCAUUUUGGUCCAUGGCACUGAGAAGACUACGAGCGAGCUGAAGCAGUUUGUGGAAUCGUCCAUCCCAAUGUGUGAAGCUGUGUUUACUCCAAACGUGAUGGAGUGUAUCGACAUUGAGUCCGACACGAACGUGUACAAGCUGUCGGUCAAGGAAUCGCUGUACACAUCAGCGGUAUUCCGGAAGGUUGGCAGUCACGAAGUCGCUUAUGUUACUGGCCAACUUGUGCUACCCGAGAACAGCUCGGUACCAGUGUUGCAGCCUCUGAACGAGAAUGGUGGCCAGACGACGCACGAGCCUAUUCUGCUGAGUGACGGCAAGAUGAAGCUGGACGUGAUGAAGCAGGUGCUGGGUAAAGCAGGCUUCCAGGCCAAAUUCCGCGGAGGUAUGCUGGUCUGCAAUGACGGUGUGGUGCUCAAACGUGCAAUGAACAACGAAAUCGUGAUGGAAGGUACACUGUCCAGGAACUAUUAUCGCAUCCGAGCGCUGCUGUAUGAGCAGUUCACACUCGUGUAGGCUGAAGCCAUUUUCCAAAACACGGUGGUACAAAAUAGCAAAACCUGAUGAAAACUUCAACCGUAUUUUGAUAUUUGAACAUGCUUCCUGC
Messenger RNA from Phytophthora nicotianae INRA-310, 2333 nucleotides. RefSeq lists its product as hypothetical. Gene Ontology annotation, molecular function: RNA binding. The transcript has 11 exons. NCBI's taxonomy places the organism in Eukaryota, Oomycota, Peronosporomycetes, Peronosporales, Peronosporaceae. The record is from RefSeq and is a predicted model, not a curated record. Gene Ontology annotation, cellular component: mRNA cleavage and polyadenylation specificity factor complex. The coding region runs from base 32 to 2242 and encodes 736 amino acids. Gene Ontology annotation, biological process: mRNA 3'-end processing by stem-loop binding and cleavage.